Messenger RNA from Saccoglossus kowalevskii, 9910 nucleotides. RefSeq lists its product as uncharacterized. The record is from RefSeq and is a predicted model, not a curated record. Gene Ontology annotation, biological process: error-prone translesion synthesis; double-strand break repair via homologous recombination. Gene Ontology annotation, molecular function: nucleotide binding; DNA binding; DNA-directed DNA polymerase activity. Lineage: Eukaryota; Metazoa; Hemichordata; Enteropneusta; Harrimaniidae. Gene Ontology annotation, cellular component: nucleus; zeta DNA polymerase complex.
AUGAUGAACAAUAAUAUUGACAUUGUACACCCAUUAUUUGGUGACAUGAAGAAUGAUAAUGACAUUGUACACAUUAUUGGUAACAUGAUGAACAAUGAUAAUGACAUUGUACACAGUAUUGGUGACAUGAAGAAUGAUAAUGACAUUGUACACAUUAUUGGUAACAUGAUGAACAAUGAUAAUGACAUUGUACACAUUAUUGGUGACAUGAAGAAUGAUAAUGACAUUGUACACAUUAUUGGUAACAUGAUGAACAAUAAUAUUGACAUUGUACACAUUAUUGGUGACAUGAAGAAUGAUAAUGACAUUGUACACAUUAUUGGUAACAUGAUGAACAAUGAUAAUGACAUUGUACAAAUUAUUGGUGACAUGAACAAUGAUAAUGACAUUGUACACAGUAUUGGUGACAUCAUGAACAAUAAUAUUGACAUUAAUGAUAAUGACAUUGUACACAUUAUUGGUGACAUGAACAAUGAUAAUGACAUUGUACACAUUAUUGGUGACAUCAUGAAGAAUGAUAAUGACAUUGUAUACAUUAUUGGUGACACCGUGAACAAUGAUAAUGACAUUGUACACAUUAUUGGUGACAUGAACAAUGAUAAUGACAUUGUACACAUUAUUGGUGACAUCAUGAAGAAUGAUAAUGACAUUGUACACAUUAUUGGUGACAUCAUAUUAAUAGUUGUUGAUCUUCUCAAUGGUGGUGCUAUCUUGAAUAAACCUUUUCAACCAUUUGAGGCUCAUAUACCAUAUCUCCUGCAGGUGUUUAUUGAUUAUAACUUGUAUGGUAUGAAUUUAAUAAACUUAGCUGCCGUGAAGUUCAGACGACCCAAACAAGAAGGGGAGACAUCAAAUCAAGUCUAUAGUCAAGGUAGUCAUAGUAACACUUCAGUCAUGACUCCUACAACACAGACAACGAUGAACUCCUCAGUCUGCAGUAACUUGUCUAUUGUGAGUCAUCAGUAUUGGGAUGCUGAAAAUAUUCCUCGUUCUCAGUUGCUUGAUGCUGACAUUGUCAGUCAGAGUGUAUGCGAAAUGGAAGUAGAUGCUGUAGCUGCCGAUGUCACUAACAGAUCAGAGAUACUAAGUAACAUAGGGACCAAUCCAGGACUUGCUUCAAUCUGGGAAGAUGAGAAACAGAGACGCCGUGAAAAGGGGGAAUCAUCUCAAAUACCAACGCCGUUGUCACCAGACAGAGAAGACUUUCCAUUGACAGAAACAGAAGAGAUGUACCAAGAGAGACUGAGAGAAGUUAUACAGGGAUAUGAAACAUUACUUGAAAGUCAAAUUGAAAAUGAAGAUAGUUUCAACCUAUCACAGGACACUAUUAUAUCUCAUGGAGAGUCGCUUCCAGUGUCACCACUAGGGGGCGCUAUGACUAGAACGCCAUCAUCAGUUGUUGAACUCCAUUGCUCACAGUUUGAAGGCAAAGAUAUUCCCACAGAUGAUGGAGAAAGCGAAGAUGAAGCCGUAAUCGAUGAGGAUGCCGUGAACAGUAUUCUUGAAACUAGUCAAAGUUUUAGAGAUUCCCCAAUCCCAGCAUCACAAAUACUAGCCGACACACAAGACAGGCAACUGGCCAAGAUAUUAGCACAACUUGCUGAUGAGAGUGGCUUGGAAGAUGACAGUAUACUAUCAGGGACAAGUCAAAGUCAGAAACUUGAAAGCAGCCAAUCAACCCCUCAGAAUUUACAACAGAAAGAAGAGAAUGAAAGGGAGCUGGAAGAAAGUAUAUUGAUGUCGCAGAUAUGGGAUGACCCUGACGAGGAUGAAGUGCUUUCUAAGCAACAGGAGGAUAGUGUUGAUGAUGAUGGUGAUUAUGUUAUUCCACAAGUUGAUGGUGGUGCAGAUGAUAAAACAGAAUCUGAAACAUCUAAUCCGAAGAAGAUAUGUGGAUUAGAAAAGACCAACAUGCGAACUGCAGAAGAUGGAACAGAACAGUGUGAUACAAAUAAAUGUGAGAACAAAGUUGUGAUGGAUAAUAACUUAGAUGGUUUCUCUGAAAUAGACACAACAGCUCAGAAGACGUUUCUGAACUUGGACAAUAUUAACUUGGCUAAUUUGCAGGAGGACUCUGUUGUGAUAAGUCCAAGCAAGGUUAAAUCUACUACCUCAUGUCAGAAAAGCAAGAAACGUUACAGCCAUUUGAGUGGGAAUGUGACUCCUAGAAAAAAAUCUGUGUCUAAAACUAUAUUAAGUACACCUCCUAAAGAUGACACCUUAUCACUGGAGUCGAUGCUGACUAAUGUUAGACGAUCAGCUUCUAAGAUUUCUAUGACCAUUCCAUCUAUUGAUUUAGAACCCGUUGUGUUAGGUAGUAAACCACCAAUGUGCAAGAACACUAAACAGCAGAGUCUACGAAUGGAGCAAAAAAGAGCAAAACUGAGCAGGAGGCGGCAGCUUGUGUCUGAUUUUCCAUGUGAACGUAUGCAAUUACUUUGUCCUGAAGAUAGUAAUCUCCCAAUUUCAGUAACUUUGCCAGUCACUCAAGAAAAUUCCAUUUUUUCCAAUCAAAGUGUGCCUAUAAACAUUGGGGAUGGAAAUAUACCAUGUACUGAUAAAGCAUUGCCUGUGGUUGAUCAGAAUCAGCCAAAAAAUGACGAUGUCAGUAUUGAUGACAUCCCUGUGAAAGUAGUUACCCGGAGAAGUAGCAGAAGAUCUAAACAGUCAUUAAUGAGACGGCGACUGUCUUUAUCCAGUGACAGUAGUAUGAGUGAGAGUAAUUGGAAUCGUAGAAGUGAUGAAGAUUACAGAGAAGAUGAAGAAGAUGCUGAAGAUGAUGAUUUUGUUAUAGAAACAAAAACACUUAGGUCAAGAAAAAAGACCAAACCAAAGAAACAAGGCACUGAUUGCACUAGUAGACCAUAUACGUUACGAACAAAAAGAACGCGAAGUUCAACCGAAGUAGAUGUUUCUUUGAAAUACCCCGCUGACAAUAUGAGUGUUACUUCCUGCAAGUCUGAGAAAUCUGAAAAAUCAGUCAGGUCUGAAAAGUCAACGAGGUCAGACAAGUCAGGUAAAUCGGAAAAGUCUGAGUCCUCUGAUGUUUGCACACCACCGCGAAAAAGGAAAAAAGGAGAGGCGAUUCCCGGCAUCCAUUACAUAAUUGUUAAUAAAUUCAAAGGCUAUAAAACAAUGAGGGUUCUGGUAAACAGAGUAAAACCAAUUUCCUCUGUUAAGGUCACCAAGAAGAUGCUCCAGGAGAUAAAAGAAGGUUUUGAGAAGGAGAAAAUUAGGGUCAGACCAUCAUUGCCAAAUAAAGAAGUUACCAUUCAUCAGAUUAAAAAAAGAAGAACCAAUUCACAAGGUUCUGGUCAGACCAAACAGGGUAAGGAGAAGGGUAAAGAUAUUGAGAGAAAAGAAACUGAUGAUACUGAUGGUGGUGAUGACGACGAUGUGGGUCUUGAAAAAACUUCAAUUCCAGAAGGAGAUGAAGAAGGUGUUUUUCCAAGGAGACAGAAACCUAUCUAUGUUAGGCAGUACUCUGGAAAGUUCCCAGAGGCAAAGAUGCAGGCUGAUCUGGUGUUUUUUGAUCGCUAUGAAUUUGAUAAGAAUAGUGAUGGUUCACAAGGAGAAGAGGGUAUCCAAGAAAAAGAGGGGAACUUGAGAAAAGAGAACUCUGAUGCUGCAACAGAGAAUGAGAACCAAAAGAGAACUAGGAAGCUUCGUACAUGUACAAGAAGGAAAUCAUCAAAGUCUUCUGAGACAAAGCACAGGAGAAGGUCUUUACGUCCCAAUGAUAGUCAUUUUGAACCAAUGUUUGAUGAAGAGCAUGAUGAUAGUAAUACAAUAUUAAUGGACACAAUGUGGACUUUGUCUUAUUACUCUCCUCACAACUCUGACAGUGGGGAGAUGUCACCACCAAGAUGCUGGUCACCGGCUGCUAAGGAUCGUAUCAAGGGUUCUCGUGGGAGGGGCAAAUCUAAUCGAGGACGCUCUAAAAGUCCCAAGAGUCCCCGACGCAAAGGUUCCAGUCCCAGGAGUUGUGAAGACGAAGACACCAAUGCAUUAUUGAGUGAUCUACAUGAAGUCUUAUAUAAUGCAGAAGGUUUGGAUGUGCGGGUUGACAAGGAGUCAAUGAUCAAAGAAAUUGAAAACUUUGAAAAAAUUCCUGAAGAUGCCUUUGAAGAAACUAUCUCGCAUUCUAUAGGGAAAAUUGACUACAUUGACUCAAUCAUUAGAGAUUGUAGCAGUGCAAACUCUGUUGAAAGUAGUAGCUCUGUUGCAAAAAACAAAAAAGUCAAAGGCAAAGGUAAGGUGAAGAAGGGAAAAGGGAAAAGCAAAGGAAAAUCAAGUGCUGGACAGGGUUGCCCAAAGAUGUGCACAACUCCACCUGUAACAACUGCAUCAGGAGGUAAUACUGAGUACACACAAGCAAGUUCUGUUGGAGCUCCAAUCCAAGUAAACCCUUUAUCAGCUGUUGGACAAAGCACGAGUCAAAUGCCUUCUCGAUCUUCUGGGGUACAAAACCAACCACCUCCUCCUUACCAAGCACCAAGACCCCCUUUCAGUGGCUUCUCUGAAAAUCAAAGCUAUUCACAAAGAAAUCAGUAUCCACAGUCUACUUUCAUGGGGCCAAAUACCAGUACAAACACUUAUCAAACAUCAUAUCCGAAUAAUUACCAACAGCAACAAAGCAGUACAUUUCCUCAACAGGGGUAUUCCAGAGACAGACCUGGACCCCUUCGCAUGCCUUCUCAGCAAAGUAACCAGGUUCAAUACGACCUUAUGUCACCACCAUACAUGGAGUCAGACCCAAACACUUCAUACUCAUCUCAAGGGAAUUUUUCUGAGUUCAGGAAUAAUCAAUAUUCCCAGGAUAGAAUGCAUCUGGCCCCAACAACUCCAACUCCGAUGGUUGGACAACCAUCUCCAAGUUACAAUCAAGUGACAAGUGGAGUCAAUAAAUAUGGAUUGUCAAAUCAGGAUUCAUUCAAUAACUAUAACUACAUGGGGGGACAACAACAGCCGCAGCAAGGUUACAUGCCUAACAACCCUAAUUAUCACAGGUCCAGGUCAUACAGCCAUGAGGAAAUGAAGAAUACCUCUGUUCCUGGAAAUGGCUACACCCAGUCGUCUCUGACUCAGUAUGGAUCACUAAGUGCCAGUCGUACAGCCUCCAGGAGCAUGUCUGAACCUUACAAUCAAACUAACAUGACUCAGUAUGGCAACUCCUAUCCGACAUCUGCCCAGGGAGAUCCACACCACGUUUCACCAGUGCCUGCAGAUUUCUACAAGGGUUCUGAUUCUCAGCAACAUAGUGGCCAGAUAACUGAUGAUGACCAUAUGAGGUCUAAGGAAAUGGGCAGUGAAAAAAAAAAGCUGAAUGCCACUGAUGUGGGAAGUCAGUUUUCUAAAGCCAGUGUUCAGAGCAAUAUUAGUGGAGAAAGUGGGAAAAGGUGUAUUUCGGGGAUAUGUGACAAGGACAUGUGGGAUGAACAUGAUUGUAGUUUGACUCCUGCUCAGAGGAAUCAGGACAACCGUAGUCCUUCAUUGAGUGUAACAGAUUCUCAAAAAAGUGAAAAUAGUAUUUCAUGUAUUACUGCCAAAAUGAAAGACAGUAAAUCAUCAGAAAAUAAAGGUUUACAAAAAAAACUUGUUUCUAUCAAGGACUGGUGCAUCAAAAUGGACAGUCCAUCAGGACUGAAUAAAAGUACUGAUUCUUCAACCGGCAGUUUAAAAUCAUUGGAGGACAUGGAUGUUGAUCAGAGAUGUGAAGAGAAGCUGUCGUUAAUACUUCACACUGACAGUGAAAUAUCAGAAGAUAGUCCUGAGAUGAUGAGGAGUAGAAAUAAAUCUGAAAAUGUGAUGGAGAUCGAAAAAGCUCCAUCAUUAGUUUUGGACAAAAAUCCCAUGACUAAUGGUGAAUUGCAGACUCAACUUCCAGGAACUUUACCUUUUAACGUGACCAGUGUACAGGAGCCAACUUCUCCAACACAACCAGAUCAGGACUAUGAUUCCAUGAGUUUACAACCUGGCCAGAAAUCAAAUUCUUCUGUGUCAUCAUCAAAAAUAAAUAAAUUUGUUUCAGUAAACUCUUCACAGAGGGGUGGUGAUUUGGACGUGGGUGGGGCACCCCCAUCACAACUGAGUUCAUCCCAGCUUUUAUCUUGUCAAAACUCUAUGAAAAUUUGGACUCCUGCUGAUAAUCCACCAACGACUGAUCAUGUUAAAAAGAGUCUACAGGAAUAUGAUCUUCCAACAGUUCGGCACAAGAAAGCCUACUUCAGUGAUCCAAGAGAUUUGCCUGAGAAGUCUAGCGAAGUUGGUGGAAGACAGACUAAGUUGCACUCUGUUCUUCCCAUGGAGCUACCAGAGUUUGAGAGUAAAUUGUCCCAUAAAGGUCUUGGGAAUUGGAAGACUGUUAUUGCUACCACAGAAGCCAUGAUACAUGGAACACAGUAUGUUAGUGCCAGUGAUAACAUUAUUGAAGAGAUAGAAAAAAAUCCACAUUUGAAAGCAGCUUACAUGGGGAAUCAGAUUGCAGUAUUAACACCUGCUAAAGCACCACCGCCCAAGGUGAAGGUUCAGGCGUGGCUUCAGGAGAAGAUUACCAACAAGUUGAAGCUGAAUCAAAAGUCUCAAAAGGAUAAUCAAGAGGAUAAAAUUGAACUUGUAUAUGAGGAGAAUAAUGAUGAAAAUGUUGAGGAUAAUAAAAUAUUAGAUAAAACACCAUGUGAGGUGGAUCAGAGUAGUAAAUUGUGUCAGAGUUUUGAAUCAGAAUCUGACUCUGAAGAGGAAGAUACUUCUGUUGAUGUUAUAAGUCCUUCACCAGAAGCAAAAAAACGUAGGUCUUCCCUUUUUCUGUUUUCACGCUACCAACAAAGUUUGCAGGAUCCAAAUAGUAAUGCAACACCAGUGAAAAGUGCAUUCCAUGACGUUACAGCGAGAAAGAGGAAAAGUGAACAAUCUCCAAUAACUGUAUCACAGGAACAUGCAUCUACACCCACUGGGUUAUCAAGGGCAAUACUGGGAGAUGCUUCUUCAUUUUCUGGUCCACAGCAUAGCACACCAACCAGACUAUCACGACCAAUGCAGCUGACUUUACCAAGUUGCACACCCAUACAUUCACUGCGUGAAGGUGAAAGUGAAGGACAACCAUUGAAGGCUAAACUUUGGGAAAAAAAGUCUAGUGGAACAAAGAAUUUACGGAGAGCAUUAUUAUCCAGUCAGUUAAAGCAUCAGCUUGUGACCCCAGUGAAUCGCCAACUGUCAGACGUCUCUCAGAUUGAUGGAGCCACUCCUAAUAACACAUGUGGUUUUAAAGUUAGUAUGCAGAAUUUACAGGAUGCCAAAUCAGUGCAAGAGGUUCAGCACCUCACUACUAUGAUCAUGGAAUUACAGAUCAGAACUCGAAGAGAUUUCCAUCCAGAUCCGGAGAUGGAUCCCAUUCAGGCCAUCUUUUACCAAAUCCACUCAGAUUUCCCUGCAGCAUCUGGAAUGAAAGCUGAUAUCACUGGUGUCAUUGUAGUAGAUCCCAGCUUAGCCAAUCAAAAAGCAGCUGACAGCGACCCUAGCCCAUCCAUAGUAACUCCAUGUUGCCAAGGCCAAAGGUCAUUGUUAAAUAGGUCAGGGGUGAAUGAUCUUGAGGUUGACUAUGUGACAGCCGAGAAAACCAUAUUUAUUGAACUUCUGAAACUUGUCAGAAAAUGGGAUCCAGACAUACUAGUUGGUUAUGAAAUCCAGAUGUUGUCAUGGGGAUUCCUUUUAAAAAGAGCAGCCAUUUUCGAUAAUGAUUUCUGUCCAAAGCUAUCAAGAAUUCCAGACUGCAAGAGAGACAGUCACUUUUCAUCAGGUCGUGAUGAAUACAGAGCCAAUCAUUUGUCAGAAAUUCAUAUCGCUGGGAGAAUAGUUAUUAAUUUAUGGCGUCUGAUGCGCCAUGAGGUUACUUUAAAUAUUUACAAUUAUGAAAAUGUUGCAUUUCACGUCCUCCAUCAGCGUCAUCCACGAUAUUCAUUCCGUACAUUGUCUGACUGGUUUGAUCAUAAAACCGAUCUUUACAGAUGGAGAACAGUUGAAUACUACACAUUACGGGUCAGAGGUCAACUUCAGAUAUUAAGUCAGCUGGAUUUGAUUGGUAGAACCAGUGAGUUAGCGAGGUUGUUUGGGAUUGAAUUCUAUCAUGUCUUGUCAAGAGGAUCUCAAUAUCGUGUUGAAUCAAUGAUGUUACGAAUUGCUAAACCAAUGAAUUACAUAGCUGCAUCUCCCAGUGUACAACAGAGGGCAAGGAGUAAAGCACCAGAGUGUAUACCAUUGAACAUGGAGCCAGAAUCCAGUUUCUAUUGUGAUCCAGUUUUGGUGUUAGAUUUCCAGUCUCUUUAUCCCACUAUGAUGAUUGCAUAUAAUUAUUGUUUUUCAACGUGUCUAGGAAGAGUCAAGUACAUAGAAGAAGGUGGAGAAAUUCCAUUGGGAUGCUUGUCUUUGAAUAGUUCACCUGGGUUGAUACGAAAACUGCAAAAGAAAGAUGGCAUACAUGUGUCACCCAAUGGUGUGGCUUUUAUCAAACGGAAUGUCAGGAAAGGUGUACUCCCUAGUAUCAAUGAAUUAACUCAUUCACAGGGUUUAGAAAGACUGCUAAAUGCUCGUCAGCUUGGAUUGAAAUUAAUUGCUAAUGUGACAUAUGGUUAUACCUCUGCUAAUUUCUCUGGUAGGAUGCCAUUGAUUGAGAUUGGUGACAGUGUUGUAAGAAAAGGACGUGAAACUCUAGAAAGAGCCAUACAGCUGGUAGAAAACACACCAAAAUGGGGAGCUAAAGUUGUCUAUGGAGAUACUGAUAGUAUGUUUGUGUUGUUGAAAGGUCGAAGUAAAGAUGAAGCCUUCAAGAUUGGACACGAAAUAGCAGCUAAAGUGACAGCCGAUAAUCCAAAACCUGUGAAGCUAAAAUUUGAAAAGGUAUAUUUACCCUGUGUUCUACAAACAAAGAAGAGAUAUGUUGGCUAUAGUUAUGAGACUGAAGAUCAGAAGGAACCUGUCUUUGAUGCCAAGGGUAUUGAGACAGUUAGAAGAGAUGCUUGUCAAGCUGUUGCCAAGAUCCUGGAGAGGUCGUUAAAACUACUGUUCAAUACAAAAGAUGUGUCGCAAGUAAAGAAGUUUGUACAGCAUCAGUUUCAGAAGAUAUCUGAAGGCCGUGUUGGAAUGCAGGAUUUGAUAUUUGCUAAGGAGUACCGUGGCAUGGCAGGGUAUAGGCCUGGUGCAUGUGUACCUGCACUGGAAAUAUCCAAACGUUUGCUAUCUGUAGACCGUUGUGCAGAGCCCAGAGUCGGUGAGAGAGUUCCGUAUGUUAUUGUAUAUGGAAGCCCAGGUUUACCUUUAAUACAGCUGGUGAGAAGACCUGUGGAAGUUUUACAGGACAGUAAUUUACGAUUAAAUGCAACAUACUAUAUAAGUAAACAGAUUCUUCCGCCAUUAAAUCGGGUGUUUUCUAUGAUGGGGAUUGAUGUGAACACUUGGUAUAGUGAAUUGCCAAAAGUCAUGAAAGUACCUUCUUUUAGUGGACAGACGUCACUCCGAAAGGGUACUAUAUCCCAGUACUUCAAUGCCAUGAAUUGUCCAGUAUGCGGUGAAUUAACUCAACAAUUGUUGUGCAGCACAUGUCAGACAGACCCUCAGAGAGUCACAGUGGUGUUGAAUACAAAGAUACAUGAAUGGGAUCAGAAUUACUACAAUUUAUCUAAGAUCUGCUAUAACUGUUGUGGAAGCAAUGAUCCUACUCUUGUAUGUGUAUCAAUGGAUUGUCCUGUGCUCUUCAAAAUAUCCAAAGCUAACAGAGAUAUAUUAAAAUCAGAAAAUCUACGCGAACUACAAACAAGCAUGCUGGAGUUUUGAAGUGCCCUCUGGUGUCCUGCUGGGAAAUUGGGAGAGACUGAUUUGUUAUUCAGAAUUUCUGCAUCAAACCUUCUUCUGUUGCCGC